UGAAGCCGUGGAUCUGCCCUGUUCCGUAUUCUACGCUCUGCACCCCUAACUCCGGAGGGGGAUGUACUCGCAAUUGUCAGAUCGGUGGAUCCACCCCCUUUUGCAUGGUUCCGCCCCUUGGGUCCCUAGUCUGGGCCUGUAAGAAGACAGUUGACGCGCUCGGCAGGCAACAGGCGACGGCUACAAGUACCACACCGCAGUUCAAUCGUCAAUCGUGAUCCGUCGUUCGAACGUGAAGGAUCGUCGAGUGGUCCGUCGACGACAGAGUCCAGCUUCGAGCGCUCCUCUUUCGCAUCGGUUGCGAUUCAUAGUGUCUAAGUGCGUUUUCCAUCUCGAAAAAUCCAUUCGCUCGCGAGUGGGCUGUCCGUGGAAAAUCGCCGUGAGGCACAGGACUAGACGACGCGACUACGACGUACUGCAAACACAGUGCUGAAGAAUACCAUUUCCUACUAAGAAACGGUGCAUGUGUUUGCGCUGUGGUUUCACGUGUCACCGAGAACCGAGCAACCCGUUCGAGAUAUCUGGACAACGUUGAUACAUUUAUAGAAAAUGGGACAAGAAUAUCGCAGUCCCGUCUUGGCAUUCGUAGCACUUUGUCUUUUAAUCCUAUCGAUCGCACUGAACGUGGGUGCGUUACCAUACCACGCAGAUGAGGACACCGAUCAAUCUCUUGACACUGUCGAGGAAUCAAGGGCGGCGGUGAACCCCGAACAACAAUCAGUUCCAGAAACUAUGACAGAAUUGGACUUGAACGAUACCGAGGAUUGGUCCGACAACGAUGACGAACCGCAACGAAGAGACCGCAGGCGUACGCCCAUCAGAUACCCGAUUAGACGUUACAGAGGUUUUGAACAAAUGCAGUCGGACGCUAAGAUCGUGUUUCCUGACAUGAUUUCACGAGUACCUGCCUGCAAGGGAUCCACGUAUUGCGAAAAGGUAGACGGUUAUCCCGAGCACGUAGUAACCCAGGCGAUUCAACGAAACGUUAGUCUCAGAUAUCUGGCUUCUGUUGACGAGAUGCCCCAAAUACAAGAGAGGCUCAACGCAAAUGACGACACGCCACUCUGCGUAGCAACUGAGCAAGUAAUAUAUCCUCAAACAGCCGAGAACAAGGAAAACCAAUGGAAAUACAUUGCGAAUCAGGACAAUUUUAAGCAGGGCGUACGUAUUGAGAAGUGCAGCAUGGAGAGCGCUAGUUGCAACGUGAUCGGUUCACCUGGAGAGGGCUAUAAAACAACCUGCAAGCAAAAAUACGUUUAUAGACAACUUGCAGCAGUGCUGUCGGACGGCACGAUGGUCCCGGACACGUUUAAGUUUCCAUCAAGUUGCUGUUGCCACCUGACGUUUACUGGAAGCCCGUUUCCAAGAAUGGCGUUUAAUGCGGGGGGACAGAGAAGUAAUAACAUGACACCUGCCAAACCACGAAGAAAGAAAUGAAUUCUGAACAAUGUGUGACACGAAUAUACGCGAAAAGGAGCUCUGUUAGGGAUUCGCAGUCUGUUCCAUUCAUUCCGAUCAACACCUUGAACUAGAUAUGUAUUUAGAGCACAUUUGUAUUGUUAAUGGAAAAUCGACAGAUAAAUUCCAUAGACUGGAGUACAAUUUGCUUAGAUACAAAUUUCUUGAUACACGCGGCGACAAUGUAUGCAUAAUCGUUAAGUGCAAACUGACUUGUAAAUAUCGAAGUCGCGUUUUCUUCAAACUCGCCUAGUUUAUUUUUUGUAAAUACUGAGGUUUUUUCUAGAAAUACGAGUUAGAUGUAUAUAUUCGCUAUUCUGUUUUAAUUUUUAGCAUUAAUCUAGACACGUGUGCGUGCGUUUAUAUACAUACAUGUAUAAAACGAAUAUGCUCGAAAUAGGUUGUCAGCUCAGCUAGGCAGCGUAAAGAUGGUAUAAUGAAAGACUCGCAGGCGUUUCUUGGUUCCAUUCAUGACCAAUGGAUGCAUAAAGUACAAUUACAAAAGCAUCAUGGCUGUGUACGCAUGUUUGAUGUGUAUGUACAUAUAGAAUUUGUAUUGCACUGAAUAUUCUUUUCAAAGUGAAUAUUUUUUAAACUUGUUACUGCAUGAUUUUAACUGAAGAGAGAGAGAGAGAGAGACAGCUUUAAGGAGAAUAUUUUGUACUUGGGGACGAAGCGAGUUUCUUAAAUGGACAUGGAUCUCAAUCCACAUACAUAUUAUGUGAUAUUAUACCUUGACAUAGCGAUAUAUAGUUUAGAAAUAUCUUUUGUAUAUACAUAUAGCUAUACUGAUAGAUGUAAUAAUAAUAAUAAUAAUAAAUAAAUAUGUUAUAUAACA
This is a messenger RNA of Megalopta genalis, 2296 nucleotides long. Its product is annotated as protein spaetzle. Gene Ontology annotation, molecular function: Toll binding; growth factor activity. Lineage: Eukaryota; Metazoa; Arthropoda; Insecta; Hymenoptera; Halictidae. The record is from RefSeq and is a predicted model, not a curated record. Gene Ontology annotation, biological process: central nervous system formation; innate immune response. Gene Ontology annotation, cellular component: extracellular region.